CACAAAAAGAGAGAGAGAGAGAGUGAAGGUGACUUAUCCCUAUGAUCCGCCCAGUAUCAGCACGCGCGAAUUUCAAUUUUGCUUGGGAGGCUCGAAAUUAGGGUUUUUGAUUCACUCAGCUUCUGCAGAAUGUCUUCCAAUCCUGAAAGCUCUCCUCAGUUUGACAUAUCACAGCAUGAAAAGGAUAAAUUGGUAGGGGAAGUGAUCCGUUACAUCCUGUUCAAAACCGAGCAAAAUUCAGGCUGCCCGAUUAGAAGGGAGGAACUGACUCAGUUGAUUACGGGUAAAGGGUAUAAGAUGAAAAAUUUUCCUUCUUUUGUAAUCGAUGAGGCCAAAGUGAAACUCUCUUCAAUCUUCGGGUACGAAAUGAGAGAACUUCAGCGUUCUCGGCCUUCGGCGGCAGCCAAUCCAGGCCGUGCUUCGCAAUCACAACAGUCUGUUGGUGACGCAAAAUCGUAUAUAAUCAUAAGUAAGCUGCCUUCUGAUGUCUAUGGAAAACAUGUAGAAGAUAAGAGUUCAGCACAUAUGUCAGGUUUAACUUUUGUUGUAAUUGGGAUAAUUCAUCUAGCGGGAGGCAGAAUUACUGAAGAAAAUCUUUGGCAUCAUCUAAAGCGCUUGGGAUUGCAUGAAAAUGAGGAAAACCAUCCUCUUUUUUCAAGUACCAAACUGGCGUUAGAAGCUCUUGUCCAGCAAAGAUAUUUGCAGAAAGAAAAAGUUACUGGUCCCGAAGGCAACACAGUGUAUUAUGAGCUUGCUGAGAGAGCUCUAGAUGCGCCUAUCUACGACAAAAUCAAAGACUAUGUAGUUCAGAUGGUGCAAAAAGAUGCGACAUCCUUGGAAACUGAUUAGAUAUCUCCUUUUGCUCGGGCUGUACAUUGGACAACUCGAGUUGGGGCUCGAAUGGGGAUAGAGGCGAAAAGUAGCGAUCAACCAUGUCUUGAGACACCUGCUCCAGUCUUGGAGGAUCCCACUGCAUAGAAUUGCAGUGAAUGAGAAAGAAGUGAAACAAAAAUCUCUCAAGAAAUUGAUUCUAGUUUUACCUUGGGAGAAUAGUCUUUAUCUACUAGUUUUGCUCGAAUGCCCUGAGAAACGGGGCAAGGGCAUAAGUGGAUGAAGAGAGCAAACAACAUUUUUCCAGAAAACACUGUGUUUAUAUACCUCAUAGAAGUCAGUUGAAAUCUGUUUGGACAGUGCUUGCACAGUCAUUGUGUAUUCUCGAACGAGGCAUUGCUCGAGUGUCUGGGACCUUCCUAGCCGUAUCUAUAUAUAUAUAUAUAAAAGCUCAAUCACUUUAAAAAAUACUCCCUCCGUCCUAUUAUUAGAAAUAAUUUUUUUGUUUCUAUUAUUUUUUUCAUUUCGUCUGCACUAGAUUAUACAUGUAUUUUUUUUAUUUUAAUUUUUUCUAUUGAUACAAUUUAUCACAUUUUCAUAGCUUU
Molecule: messenger RNA, 1436 nt
Organism: Salvia miltiorrhiza (redroot sage)
Lineage: Eukaryota; Viridiplantae; Streptophyta; Magnoliopsida; Lamiales; Lamiaceae
Exons: 7
Coding region: 130-849 (239 amino acids)
Cellular component (GO): nucleus
Source: RefSeq, a predicted model, not a curated record